Messenger RNA from Durusdinium trenchii, 1480 nucleotides. The record is from the annotation of a GenBank genome assembly. NCBI's taxonomy places the organism in Eukaryota, Dinophyceae, Suessiales, Symbiodiniaceae.
CAGCGGCAGUGACCAAGACAAGCUGGAAAGCAAACAUUUUCUAAAUUUGUUUGGUGAUUCUCUCAACAUCCGACACUGUCAGACUGUACUGACUGGCAGGCCGCCCUGUUGUAUUGAAUGGCUGGUUUGUGGUGGAUACUAUGCAUCAUACACAGGUCUUUGUUCCAGCCAUUGACCUAGCUGACAUUCCUUUGUGGACGAGCAUGAAUGGCAUCCUUUGUGGACUAGCCAUGUCUCCCGUGGGCCUGGUUGCCUACUCCGUGGACCUUUGGAGGACACCGGGUGGACCAGUGAGACCGAGUGCAUUGACCGCACGUCCCCAGCCUUUGCAGGUCGCGUCGUGCCCGGCACGGCGCCGACGAAUGGCCUGGCUGGCGCUUCUGGGGGUUGUACCAAAGGCCGCCUUAGCGUCGGCCGCGCCUUCCUCACCCGCGCGGGUUCCGGCCGGCGCCGGUUCUGCAGCGAUCGUCUUCCUUCAUGGCAGUGGGGACUCUGGCACCGGGUUCAAGCGUUACCUGGACGCGGUUGACCCUGAGUUGCUGGAAGAGUUGCAAAGCCAAGAGGUGCAGACCUUUUGGCCUGACAGUGAAGCCCAGCCGUAUACACUUGCUGGGGGCAUGGUCAUGCCCAUUUGGUAUGACCGCUCCGGGCUCCCACCCAGUGCGCCCGAGAAGACUGACUCUGUGGAGCGCUCGGUGCAGCGGUUGAUGCAGCUGAUUCAGGAGGUAGAAGCAGCAGGUGUUCCGCCCAAGCGCAUCGUGAUUGGAGGAUUCUCCAUGGGCGGCGGCAUUGCGCUGCAACUGGCGCUGCGGCACCCCGAGGCGAUCGCUGGAGCCUUUGUGCUCUCGUCCUUUAUGUGUGAUGAUGCAGCCGUCUACGAGCGUUUGCAAACGCCAGAGUUGACCAAAGUGCCAAUUCUAAUGAUGCACGGAGAGGCGGACCGCUUCAUCCGCCCGCAGUGGGGCCGACAGACUGCGGAGCGCCUGAAGUCGCUGGGCGUGGCCACAGAGUUUGUGGAGAUCCCUGGGCUGAGACAUGAGAUGAGUCGUAAGGAGAUUCAGCUCCUGCGCAGGUGGCUGUGGCAGGUGCUGCAGCUGGAUUGAUUGGAGAAAAGGUGCGAUAGAGGUCCUCACCAAGUUCUGAUCAGGGGACCUCUUAACCAAGUAAAGAACCCAAUUUCGUAUUAGGGGUUGCCAUUUUUCGCAGUAGAGGGCGCCCUCAGUUCGACUCAAAAGUGGCAUAGACGCUGAAAAGACCUACAUUUCAUGAGAAGGUCGGACACUGCCUUCAGGCCUUUGGAAGCAUUGGUCAAAAGAGAUAGGUGGCACACCCCCCCAAAAGGGGUGGUCGAGAUGGAUCGUCAUUUGCCAAUGUUUUGGGAGGGUAUGCCAUAUUUUUCUUUUCUCCAGAAUGUCCAGUUGCCGUUUGAAGUCUGCGAACAAAUUCACAGCGCACCAUAGACGGCCGCAAAGCGGCCGAC